Messenger RNA from Mycena indigotica, 1668 nucleotides. RefSeq names its product Family S53 protease. Gene Ontology annotation, molecular function: serine-type endopeptidase activity; tripeptidyl-peptidase activity. NCBI's taxonomy places the organism in Eukaryota, Fungi, Basidiomycota, Agaricomycetes, Agaricales, Mycenaceae. The transcript has 8 exons. Gene Ontology annotation, biological process: proteolysis. The coding region runs from base 1 to 1668 and encodes 555 amino acids. The record is from RefSeq and is a predicted model, not a curated record.
AUGUCCCUUCGAGUCGCGUCUCUCUUUAUCGCGUCAUUCGCGUCCAUAGCGGCUGCCGGUCCUGCUUUUCAGAACUUUGUCGUUCAGGAAACUGUCCGUGUUGUGCCUGCUGGUUUCACCAAGGUUGGGAUUGCCCCCGCCUCCCAGAACAUCAACCUCCGCAUCGCUUUGCCUUCCAGAGACUUUGCUGGUCUUGAAAAGGCUCUAUUCGACGUCUCAACUCCCUCUAGCUCCAACUACGGAAACCAUCUUUCCAAAGCCGAGGUCAACGCAUUCUUGGCUCCGUCUGACGUGGCAAUUGCUGCUGUCGAUGCAUGGCUUGCCUCGCAUAAUCUGAUUGCCAACCGUUCUUCAUCGGUGGGUGACUGGCUCUCGGUUAAUGUCGCCGUCUCCAAGGCCAACGAGAUGCUAUCGGCCCAGUACGAGAACUUUGCUCACCGUGCCUCUGGAAAAACAUACGCUCGCACACUCUCUUACUCUCUUCCAUCCGAAGUGGCUGAUUUCGUGGUUCAUAUCCAUCCUACUACCACUUUCAACAACCCCCGGACCUUGCGGCCUGUUAUUUCCGCACCUAAGCCUGGUAUCGUCGCUGAUGCUACACCGGCUUCAUGCGCUACGGAGAUCACCCCAGCAUGCUUACAGUCGCUCUACGGCAUUCCACAGACACCUGCCACCGAAACAUCCAACUCGAUUGCAUAUGCCAACCAGGCCGACCUCAGGUCUUUCCUCAAGACCUUCCGCCCUGAUAUCUCAUCCUUGACCACCUUUACUCUCCAAACACUUGACGGGGGCUCAAACCCGCAACAAAGCUCAGAGGCCGGCAUCGAAGCUAACCUUGAUAUCCAGUAUACUAUCGGUGUUGCUACCAAUGUGCCGGUCUUCUUCGUCUCUGUUGGAGAGAACUUCCAAGACGGGGACUUGGGGGGCUUCCUCGACAUCGUUAACUUCCUUUCUGACGAGGAUAAUGUUCCUCAAGUCAUGACUACAUCAUACGGUGAGAAUGAAACGGACAUGUCGAAAGCACUUGCUUUCAAACUCUGUGAAGCAUAUGCUGGUUUCGGGGCUCGUGGCUCCUCUAUCUUAUUUGCCUCCGGAGAUGGAAGCGUAGAAGGCGGUCAACCCCAGCCGUGCAUCGAGUAUCAAGCCGCAUUCCCAGCCGGUUGCCCAUUCCUUACUGCUGUCGGCUCUACCCAUGGUAUCUCUCCAGAAACUGGGUCUGCGUUCUCCUCGGGCGGUUUCUCCAACUACUGGGGGACACCGGAUUACCAAGCUGAUGCCGUCGCUGCCUUCCUCAAUGCGCAGGGCACCACGAACAGCGGCCUGUUCAACGCUUCUGGCCGCGGAUACCCCGACGUCUCUGCUCAAGGCGAAAAUGUCCAAAUCGUCUCGGGCGGCUCCAAGGGCGGUGUUGAAGGCACCUCAUGUUCCUCGCCGAUUUUCGCCAGCGUUAUUGGGCUCAUUAACGACAAACUGAUCGCUGCGGGUAAUCCGCCUCUCGGAUUCCUUAACCCGUGGCUGUACGCUAACCCGGGUAUGCUGAACGACGUCACGAAAGGCAGCAACCCUGGAUGUGGCGCCAAGGGCUUCACUGCCCGUGCUGGCUGGGAUCCAGUCACCGGAUUGGGUACACCCAACUUCGCAAAGAUGUUGGCUGCUGCUGGCUUGUAG